AUGGACAUCCUGCUGACUGUUAAGCUGACGAGCCGGCAGCUGCGGCUGCGACGGUCCCCCUCCACUUCCGUUUCCCCCCAACUCGAUUCAAGCUCAACCCCGUCAAGCUUCAUGCAUUGCAACACGAGGCGCCUCGCGCUGCACGGGGCCCCUGCUCCGUACUUUGUUGUUAAUCCUCACCUUUUUGAAGACCCUCAGCUAUGGCCAACCGAACGCCUAAGACAACUCUGCAGCGAAUUCGGCUGCUCCCCAUACGGCAGCCGCAGCGCUCUAGUAGGGCGCCUGCAGGACUUAGACUGGGACCCAACAACAGACGCCCCGAUAGACUGCUUCGCAGCAGAAGACUGUGUACAGCAGCAGCAGCAGCAGGAAGGCGACGAGGCACUCAGCCACCUGCCGCUUUCUUCUGUCUGUACAGCUGAAGGGAUGCGAGCUGCCCUUGAGGAGAGCCAACCAGCAGCCGUGUCAGUGAAGCCAGUGUUGAUGCGGCGAGACAGCGAAGAGCUGUGUAGCUACGAGGCCCUCCGGAUGUCCUCUAUUCAAAGGGCAGCAAGCGAAAGCCCUCAAGACAAAAAGACAGAAAGAAAGCAACGAAAGACAGACGCCUCCAGUGCAGACUCAGCACAACAACAGAACAUGAACAGGCGGCGGGGCACCAAAAGACGAAGGGAAGAAUCAGCCACAGAAAUGCAAGCCGCUACUUCACCUCGCAAACAAAUUAAAUUCUGUCCCUUCAACAACGUACAACUCAUCACAACUCAUAAACUCGACUACGACAGUAAGGAAACAGAAGAGAAGAUAUUAAAAGGCCUCUUCUCCUCUUCACUUGUUUUCUUUCGUUCAUCGAUAUAUAACAAACCCUUCAUCGAUAUAUAA
Messenger RNA from Eimeria acervulina, 876 nucleotides. RefSeq lists its product as hypothetical. The transcript has a single exon. Bases 1 to 876 code for a protein of 291 amino acids. Lineage: Eukaryota; Apicomplexa; Conoidasida; Eucoccidiorida; Eimeriidae. The record is from RefSeq and is a predicted model, not a curated record.